Molecule: messenger RNA, 2165 nt
Organism: Styela clava
Lineage: Eukaryota; Metazoa; Chordata; Ascidiacea; Stolidobranchia; Styelidae
Source: RefSeq, a predicted model, not a curated record
AUGCCAGCGAUAGGAAUCGACUUGGGGACAACAAACUCUUGCGUGGCAGCUUUUCGAAAUGGGAGGGUUGAAAUUAUCGCAAAUGAUCGAGGAAAUCGUGUUACUCCGUCCUAUAUAUCGUUUACGAGUAACGAAAGAUUAGUAGGUGAAGCAGCUAAAGAAGAAGAGACGACAAACUACGAGAAUACUCUCUGCCAAAUCAAGCGUUUGAUUGGUCGAACCUACGAUGACCCUGCGGUUCAAGCUGAUAUGAAAUUGUGGGGAUUCACUGUUAUUAAUGAGGACAACAAGCCUAAGAUACCGGUAAUUCAAUGCGACAAACGAAAUAUAUUUUGUCCGGAACAAAUAAGUGCGAUGGUCCUGGAAGAGAUGAAAAACACGGCUGAAGCAUUAUUGGGUGAAACCGUAACUGAUGCGGUCAUUACAGUCCCUGCAUAUUUCAAUGAUGCACAACGAAGAGCAACUCGUGAUGCUGGGGAAAUUGCAGGAUUCAAUGUUAUAGGCAUGAUCAAUGAGCCAACUGCUGCCGCUGUGGCAUAUGGUCUGGAUACUCAGGUAAUAUCAUUUGAGCGGAAUGUACUCAUAUUUGAUCUCGGAGGAGGUACUUUUGACGUAAACAUCGUGAAAAUUAAAGGUCGCAAAUUUGACGUGAAGGCUACGGGAGGUGACACUCAUUUGGGAGGUGAAGACUUUGAUAACAAACUCAUGAAGUAUUUUGUUUCUGAGUUCAAAGAAAAACACGGUGAAGAUAUUUCAGAAAACAAAAGAGCAUUGAAUCGUCUUCGAGUGGCGUGUGAGGGAGCAAAAAGAAAAUUGUCUUCGUCAAAACAGGCUAAGGUUCAACUCGAUGUUUUGCAAGGCGGAUACGAUUUUCGCAGCAAUAUUUCAAGAGCAAAAUUUGAAAAUCUGAACAGCAAUUUUUUCGAGAGAGUUCUUGAUACCGUGAAGAAUACUCUUUCCGAUUCUGGAGUAAAAAAAGAAAAUAUUGACGACGUUGUUCUUGUCGGAGGCUCCACGCGAAUUCCAAAAAUUCGAGAAAUAUUGGAAAAAUAUUUUGACAAUAUGGAGCUUAAAAGAAAUAUCAAUCCUGACGAAGCAGUUGCUUAUGGUGCAGCCGCAUAUGCGUUUGCACUUGGUUCUGACGAGGAUCCUGCUCUGAAGGAAUUCGCUCUUGAAGAUGUUAUUCCACUUUCUAUUGGCAUCGAAAAUCAGAACGGAACAAUGACUCUUGCUAUUCCGCGAAACACGAAGAUUCCAAUCAAAGUAUGGAAACACCGAGUCACCGUGGAAGAUAACCAAACAGCAGCGACAUUAAAGAUUUAUGAAGGUGAGCGCACUCUGGUCAAAGACAAUCAUUUUCUUGGAAAAUUCACUAUCUCAGGAAUUCCUCCCGCACCAAAGGGAAAGGGUAUAGUCAAAGCGUUUCUUGAAAUUAACGCAAGUGGAAUUCUUCAUGUCAAAGCGAUUGAGGAAAUCACUGGAAAUUCAAGUGAAAUAACGAUCGCAAGAGACAAAGGACGAUUGAGUGAGAGUGAGAUAAAACGAAUGGUGCAGGAAGCGGAGAAAUUUAGAAAAAAAGACCAAGAGCUAAAACAGCGAAUCGAGGCAAUGAAUGAUUGUGAAAAUUACGCGUAUAGCGUAAAAGAAGAAGUGGAAGAAAAACUGCUCACAAGAGAACAAAGAAAAUCUAUGAUGAACAAACUGGAUGAUAUUUUUCAAUGGUUGGAUAUGAACAGGAAAGAGCCUCCGGAAAUGUCUCAAGUGCAAGAGAAAAAAAAAGAAUUGGAGAGAUUAGUUGAAUAAGUUGAUAAUAGAGAUGUUAUUCAUAUUGUUGUUGAUUUUCUAACUAAUUCCUAUGAUUUUGCAUCUAUACAUACUGAAGAGUGUUAACAUGCCCGGUAGGCAUUCUGAAGUAAGAUAAUCAAUCGAACACAAAGUAGACAUAGAUAUUUUAAAUUAUUAUGGAAACAAAAAUCGAUUUCUUUUCAAGUACUUGAGCAAUAGCUUUUUCAGUUUUCAUACCCAAUUUUUAUAAAUUUAUAAGGUGAAUUUUAAGCAAGUUAGCUAUCAAACCUUCCGUCUAGUUUUAUUAAAUUGUUAAUAAAUUUCAAUUCAAUUUUAUUCUUUUGAACAUUGUAAAUAAAAAAUCCGUUGAAUGAAACAUA